Molecule: messenger RNA, 1917 nt
Organism: Purpureocillium lilacinum
Lineage: Eukaryota; Fungi; Ascomycota; Sordariomycetes; Hypocreales; Ophiocordycipitaceae
Source: RefSeq, a predicted model, not a curated record
AUGAAGACCACCGACUUUGACUUCGACAUCAAGUCGCGCGUGAUGCCUCACGACCCCAUCGAGUUGCGAGGAAAGACGCGUGAAAGCGGCAAGAUGAUUGUCCUGGACCGAACCGCCAAGACAAUCGAGCACAGAGUCUUCUCCACUAUCUGCGACUACCUCCGCCCGGGGGACCUCCUCGUCGCGAACGACAGCUAUAUGCUGUCCAACACGUUGGAUUUUACAAAGGGCGACAACGCCGUGCAGAUAACGCUGCAUGGGCACGAGCCCGACAGCAUGGCCCUUGUCAGCGUCAGGGCCGUUGACGGCCAUGGCGUCGUCAUCGAACCGGGGCUCGUGUUGCAAUCCAAGGACGAAGACUCCCUGACAUGCACGCUGGUGCAUCAGAAUGAGGACGCGCUCUGGAGUGUCAGAUUCGAACCCUUUGAGCUCCAGAUGGCGACACUCGAGAAGUAUGGGCGGCGCCUCAACGAAGUCGUCCACUUCAACCCGGAGUUUUGGACCACCAAAAGAGACGCCUACCGCUCCGUCUACGCCAAGGUGCCGGGCUCGCUGCAGAUCCCAUCCGCCGGCCUCCACUUCUCUAACGGGCUUCUCGCCGAGGCGGUCGCCAAGGGCGUCGAGCUGGCCUUUAUCACGCUGCACGUCGGCGUGAGCGAGACGUUCAUGGUGCGACACAUAACCACGGAGGAUAUUGAGAACCACAAGGUGCGGUCCGAGUACUACGAGGUGGGCGGGCAGGCGGCCGCGCAGAUCAACAAGGCGCGGGCUGAGGGCCGCCGCGUCGUCGCCGUGGGGACGACGGUGAUGCGCACGCUCGAGACGCUCACGCUCAACAAGGCACCGGCGACUCCUAUUGAGGCGCGCUCCGGGUGGACGGACCUGUACAUCUACCCGGGCUUCCAGUUCAAGGCGGUAGAUGUGCUCCUGACGAAUCUGCAUCGCCCGCGCUCGAGCCAUAUUGUGCUGACGGCGUCGUUUGCCGGCACGGAGCUCACCAUGAAGAGCUACGACGAGAUUGGCAAGAUGGGCGGCUACGAGUUUGACAUGUUUGGGGACAGUAUGUUGAUUACACUCGCGGCGACGGCUUCCACUAAACCACCCGCCGGCGGAGACGGUGACGUCCUCUGCUCCGUCGACGCCGCUCCGCCGGGCGGGCAAGGCACUGUCGCAACCGUCACGCUCUCGAACCCACGUCGGCUCAACAGCCUGAGCCGCGAGCUUAUCGCCAAGCUCACCUCGACACUGCGAUCCCUGGCCUCCGAGCCUGAUGUUCGCUGCGUCGUGAUCCAGGGAGCUGCACCAGCAACCGGCAAGAGCCCAUCUUUUACCACAGGUGCAAACAUCUUCGAGAUGACCCAUCUCAAGUCCUACGACGACGCGAAAAAGUUCAUCACCGAACUGCAUCACGCGUGUCAGGCAAUGCGCAACGUGCCAGUGCCGGCCAUAGCGCGCAUCGACGGCCUCUGCCUCGGCGGGGGGCUGGAGCUUGCUGCCUCCUGUGACUUCCGGUACGCGACGAGCAGGUCGACGUUUGGCAUGCCCGAGACCAAGUUUGGCAUCCCGUCGGUCGUCGAGGCCAGGCUGCUCGCCAACAUUAUUGGCUGGCAGCGGACCAAGGAGAUGGUGUACUUUGCCAAGUCGUACGACGCGGUCGAGAUGGAGAGAUGGUGGCUCGUCGACCAGAGCUGCGAGUCGGCCGAGGAGCUCGACGAGGUCGUCAUGGAUGCAGUCACCACGAUUUCGUCGUUUGGGCGCCAGGCCAUGAGAGAGCAGAAGCGCCUGGUGAGGAUUUGGGAGGAGAGUGACCUAGUUACCGGAAUCGAGGCUGGGGUUGACUCCUACGCCCGCAUGUUCAACGACGGUGGCUCGGAGCCGGCGCAUUACAUGAAGGUGUUCACGGAACGAAAGAAGUAG